Molecule: messenger RNA, 932 nt
Organism: Austrofundulus limnaeus
Lineage: Eukaryota; Metazoa; Chordata; Actinopteri; Cyprinodontiformes; Rivulidae
Gene: rln3a
Product: relaxin 3a
Exons: 2
Coding region: 70-519 (149 amino acids)
Cellular component (GO): extracellular region
Molecular function (GO): G protein-coupled receptor binding; hormone activity
Source: RefSeq, a predicted model, not a curated record
UCAUGCAAACAGAGAGAAUCCUCCCUGAUUUUGAAUAUUUCUACUUUGCUCAAUUUGCUUGUKGGAAGCAUGUGGAAGGCUGUGGUUCUGGCUGUGUGUCUGAUUGUGGCUGAGGCUCAGCCCAUGGAGGAUCCAGCCUACGGAGUGAAACUCUGCGGCCGAGAGUUCAUUCGGGCAGUCAUCUUCACUUGUGGAGGCUCACGGUGGAGACGGUCACUCAGGAGUCCAGCGGAUGUUUUAGAGGAUCCAUUCAGCUCUAAUCAAGAUGAGUCUUCAGAGGGUUUGAAUUCCAACUUGGCAGUGGAAAGUCUUCUUCAGAGAAACAAGGACCUGAGCUUCACAACAACCAGAAACAACCAGGAGGGAGUGUUCAGCAGGUCUUCGCGUUCGUUCAUCACCGAUGAGAUCCUAGAGGCCCUUCGCAAAGCUGACCGCAAAGGCCGAGAUGUUGUGGUGGGUCUGUCCAACGCCUGCUGCAAGUGGGGCUGCAGCAAAAGUGAGAUCAGCUCCCUGUGCUGAGGGUUGAURCACAAGAUCUGAAUGCAGUAUUUUUACACUGAAACAACCGUCACACAUAUGUGCACACGUUUAUGUUCAUUUCCAUUUCUGAAGAACUUGGAUCUGUUUUCAUGUUUCAUUAUUAAGUGAGUCUUUGUAUGUUUUUAUGGCCAAAACAUAUUUGUUGAUUAUAGAACAAUAACAAUAAGUGCUGUUUUAUUUCUAUUAGUCCUGCUGGUAAUGUURAGAACUUGGUGAUGUAAGUAAUGUUUACACUAUUUAUAUGCAACUUCAUGAAUAURCUCAUGUUUAAGGUCUAAUCUCAUUUGUAGUUUUUUCAUAUGUUGCAUUUUUUCCAUACACCAGCGAGUGUUUGAUGUUAGAAAUUCAGAUGAGCAACAAAACUGUCAUAAAACUAAAAUGCCUUACCCACA